CUCCAAACGGACAUGAUAAAAGCACACUGCUUCUUGCGCUGGCCUACUUUACUUCAUAAAGAGGAGAUACUGUCAGCACGUCCAUCAGCCCCGCAACUACAAGAAAUGCAAUAUAACAGGGACCCAGACACUGUUGUGACCAUCGUCAACCCUGUGGAGCAUCCCAGAGACUAUGUGGUAUGGUCCAUCUGCAGCUUCUUCACGCAAACCACUUUUGCCUCGGACUGUUGGCGCUGAUCUUCUCAUUCAAGGCGGAGCUCCAAACUACUUCCCCAACAGCUUCAGUGCCCCUGACUGCCAGCCUUGCUUCCUGGAGUCAAAGUUGAAGGUGUCCCCAGACGUAACACGCUACAACAGCGCCAACGAUGACAAUUACACGCAGGCGGGGACCUUCUACAGCGAGGUUCUGAGUGAGGAGGAGCGACGGAGACUUUGUCAGAACCUGGCCGGAGCCCUCAAGGGAGCCCAGGUCUUCAUCCAGGAACGCAUGGUACAGCACCUGAUGGCUAUCCAUCCCGACUACGGAAAGCAGGUCCAGAGCCUGCUCACCAAGCACAAUGCCGAGGCUCAGAAGAACUCCAAUGUGCACGUCUACACCCGUCCUACAGCCAUUAACGCCUCCGCAAAAAUGUGAGGUCAUAUAUCUUGACCAGGUAGCAGGCCCAAGAUGGCUUCCGCAGUAACUGAUUUCCACCAGUUUAAAAAAAUAUAU
Messenger RNA from Gadus morhua (Atlantic cod), 712 nucleotides. RefSeq names its product catalase-like. Gene Ontology annotation, molecular function: heme binding; catalase activity. Gene Ontology annotation, biological process: hydrogen peroxide catabolic process; response to hydrogen peroxide. Gene Ontology annotation, cellular component: cytoplasm; mitochondrion; peroxisome. The coding region runs from base 173 to 634 and encodes 153 amino acids. The record is from RefSeq and is a predicted model, not a curated record. The transcript is spliced from 6 exons. NCBI's taxonomy places the organism in Eukaryota, Metazoa, Chordata, Actinopteri, Gadiformes, Gadidae.